This is a messenger RNA of Rotaria socialis, 1068 nucleotides long. Lineage: Eukaryota; Metazoa; Rotifera; Eurotatoria; Philodinida; Philodinidae. The record is from the annotation of a GenBank genome assembly.
AUGGGUGUAUUCGAUAUCGUUCCAGCAGGUGUGUUGACCGGUGACAAUGUUAUGAAAUUAUUUUCAUACGCAAAAGAACAUCACUUUGCUAUCCCAGCCAUUAAUGUGACGUCUUCAUCAGCUAUUAACUCAGUACUUGAAGCCGCUCGUGAUUCAAAAUCACCUGUUAUCAUACAGAUUUCACAAGGUGGAGCUCAAUUCUUCGGUGGCAAAGGUCUGAACAAUGAUGGUCAAGCAGCAAGUAUUUUAGGAGCUGUUGCUGGAGCGCAUCAUGUACGCACUGUGGCAAAAAGUUAUGGAGUGCCUGUUGUUCUUCAUAGCGAUCAUUGUGCCAAGAAAUUAGAACCAUGGUUUGUUGGAAUGCUCGAAGCUGAUGAAGCCUAUUUUAAACAACAUGGUGAACCACUUUUUAGUUCUCAUAUGCUUGAUUUCUCAGAAGAAAGUAAAGAACAUAAUAUAGCUGCAUGCAAGAAAUAUCUUACACGUAUGGCUCCAAUGAAAUUAUGGUUAGAAAUGGAAAUAGGCAUUACUGGAGGCGAAGAAGAUGGUGUGGAUAAUACAGGAGUUGAUAAUGCAUCACUUUAUACACAACCCGAAGAUAUAUGGGAUAUCUAUCGAGAACUCUCAGCUGUUGCUCCUCACUUUUCAAUCGCUGCUGCUUUUGGUAAUGUACAUGGUGUCUAUAAACCCGGCAAUGUUCGACUUCAUCCAGAAUUACUUGCUAAACAUCAAGCUUAUGUUAAAGAAAAAUUAAAUACAGUUGACAAUCAUCCAGUAUUUCUUGUUUUUCAUGGUGGUUCGGGUUCAACCAAAGAUGAAAUAAAAACAGCUGUGCAGAAUGGUGUAGUUAAAAUGAAUAUCGAUACCGAUACACAAUAUGCUUAUUGGGAAGGUGUGCUCAAAUACUACAAGAAAAACGAAAGUCGACUUCAAGGUGUACUCGAUGCUGAAGAGAAACCAAACAAGAAAUAUUAUGAUCCUCGUGUUUGGCUUCGUGAAUCGGAAUUAUCAAUGAAGAAACGUGUCCAGGAAGCAUUUAAUGACUUGGGCGGCGCAAAUUCAUUAUGA